AUGGCUAUGGUUUUGCUUUUAUUAUUACUGUUCAAAACUCAUACAUGCGAAGAUUCCCUUCAAUAUUUUUUUGAAGAAGUCAAUGAAGUUGCCAAGAAGUUUAAUGGCAUGGCUGCAGAUAUAGCUUGGCAAUCUUCUCUUGAUCCUGGCAAGCCAGGCUUGGCAGAAAUGGCAUCGGAUUAUCAAAAGAAAAGAAUCUUUUGGCAACAGAAAGUAUGCCAGAGGCUGGCACAUUGGCAUGAACGUUAUUCUCAUACUUUAAAUUCGAACCAGGAAAGACAAGCGUAUCUACUAUGUAAAGGACCAAAUUUUACGUUUAGUGAAGUUAGGGAAAUGAGUGAUCUAUAUGAGGAGCUACAAUUCAUAUAUUCUGACGUAGAAAUAUGUAUACCCAAUACUUCAAAUUCGGAAAACGUAACGGCAAUUGAAGAUGCAGUAAUUAAAUUGAUAGCUGAUAUUGAGAAAUAUAUUAUAACAGAGCACAAAUCGGUUGUUUUCGGAAUUAAAAAAGAAGGAGCAUGUGUUAAAGGGGAAAGAGAUUUUCAAAAGAUUAUGGAACACUCGAGAAAUGUUAGUGUAUUGGAAUGGUUUUGGCUAGUUUGGAGAGAAAAGAUCAAGUCUAUGAAGGAACCAUAUGAUAAACUAGUGCAAUUGGAGAAUAUAGCUGCUAGAAGAAACGGCUACUCUGACAUUGGAGCUUCUUGGCGAGAUGAUCUUGAAAUACCUAACUUGAGACAGCUUACUUUUCAUUUAUAUGAAAGCAUUAAGCCAUUGUACACCCUUCUUCAUAGUGUUAUCAGGUUUUAUCUUCGGCAACAUUAUGGGGCUAUUGUACCUGAAACGGGACCUAUACCAGCACAUUUGUUAGGUGAUCUGUGGGCACAAAAUUGGGAGCCAUUGGCUGAUUUGAUGCUACCAAAAACAAUAAAUUUAGAUCAUCGUAUCAGUCAUCUGAACUGGACAGUAAUAGAUAUGGUUAAAAAAGCUGAAGAUUUCUAUGUAUCACUUGGUUUGCCGCUAAUGACAAAUAAAUUCUGGAAGAAAUCUGUAUUUAAGCGGGAAAAUAGGACAGACGCGCGCUGUCACGGCAGUGCGGCGGACAUGUUUAAACCGGAUGACUUUAGGCUUCUAUAUUGUUCAGAAUGUACAUUCAAAGAUUUUUAUGUGAUACAUCAUGAAAUGGGUCACAUACAAUAUUAUAUGGCUUAUGAAAACCAGCCAGGAUUAUUUAGGCAAGCAAACUCAUUUUUACAUGAAGCUAUUGGGGACACCAUCAUGCAAGCUGUCAUGACACCACAACAUCUACAUAGACUUCGUAUAAUCAAUGACUCUGAACUAUUCAAUACAAAUUCUAACAAAGAUAUAAACUAUAUAGAAAAGAUAAUUAAAAAUGGUGCAGAAUUUUCUAAAUUAGAUAUUUUUGAUACAAAAACUGAUAGCAAAGUGUUAAAUGAACGAAGUAGUAACUUUGAAGAUCCUGACAAAAUAACUAUAGACGAAAUAUUAAUCUUUAAACAAGCUUUAAAUAAAUUACCACAAAUACCAUUUGCGUAUAUCAUAGAUGAAUAUAGAUGGAGAUAUUUCGAGGGUAGUUUAGAUAAAGAUUAUUUGAAUCAGGAAUUUUGGGCAAUGGCUAUGAAAUUUCAAGGGAUUUCACCCCCCAAUGAAAGAGGUGAAGAAUAUUUUGAUAUUGGGGCGAAGUUUCAUGUAUCAGAUAAUACUCCUUUUGUAAGAUAUUUUCUAAGCAGUUUCUUCCAGCAUCAGUUAUUUGAGAAUCUUUGUAAAGCAGCAGUCUUCGGCCAUCGUAAUAUAAAAGAUCCAUUACCUAUCUCCAUGUAUCUAAAUAGAUGUGAUAUUUACGGGUCUAAGACAGCUGGGAAGAUUUUGAAGGAUCUAAUGUCACGUGGACAUUCCCAACCCUGGCAGAAAAUACUUCAAGAGACGAUCGGAGAAAAUAAUAUAUCUGCAUCUGCUUUGAAACGUUAUUAUCGUCCGCUUUAUCAAAUUUUAAUGAAACUUGCAGAUAAAUAUAAAAUACCUAUUGGAUGG
Brenthis ino (lesser marbled fritillary) is the source of this 2049-nucleotide messenger RNA. The record is from the annotation of a GenBank genome assembly. Lineage: Eukaryota; Metazoa; Arthropoda; Insecta; Lepidoptera; Nymphalidae.